GUUGCUCGCAUAAGUUAUACCGCACAGUCAAACCGUGACCAGAGCAACCUCAGGUCGUCGUAGAUAGCUGCAACCAUGGCCUCCCUAAUCCCCAUUUUCUUCUUGCUCGUAGUCACUGUGGGCCUUAUGGCCUGUGGCUAUCUGUUCGUUCCUAAGGGUCCUCAGCAGACGCUCGUUCGAACGUCCAUUGCGCUUACUCUGGCGGUCUGCUAUCUCAUGUGGAUGAUUACAUACCUUGCACAAUUGCAUCCUUUGAUUGAACCCUACAGGUCACCAAAGGUUGAGAGCUAAUGGGUAGAUGUAUUUGCUCGGGCUUGAUUCAUAACCAGUUUUAUAACAUUGUUCGGAUAGCACUACUUCAUUAAUUCAUAUCCUUGCGCUUCUUCCAG
Serpula lacrymans var. lacrymans S7.9 is the source of this 389-nucleotide messenger RNA. RefSeq lists its product as uncharacterized. Gene Ontology annotation, cellular component: vacuolar proton-transporting V-type ATPase, V0 domain. NCBI's taxonomy places the organism in Eukaryota, Fungi, Basidiomycota, Agaricomycetes, Boletales, Serpulaceae. The transcript is spliced from 4 exons. The record is from RefSeq and is a predicted model, not a curated record. Gene Ontology annotation, molecular function: proton-transporting ATPase activity, rotational mechanism. Gene Ontology annotation, biological process: vacuolar acidification; proton transmembrane transport. The coding region runs from base 76 to 291 and encodes 71 amino acids.